ACUUCGUGAAGUUGUUGUGAAGAAGAAUGUCUAUAUUAUUGAUGAUCAGUUUGUUAGAAUUACUAUUACUGCCAGUAUGUUAUUUGUCUGGUAAUAAUACGAAAACAACUUGUGCAAAAUGUGACUGCAAUAAAAAGGUUAUAAAUUGUGCAAAUCAUGGAUUAAACAGAUAUCCUAAUUUCAGUUUAUAUAAAACAGUUAGAACAAUUAACUUUAGUCAUAAUAAUCUUGAAUACAUGCCAGACGCUAAUUUGUUACCAGACCAUUUACUUAUUUUGGAUCUUUCAUUUAAUAAAAUCAACAGAUCUGAAAAUUAUUCAUUAUCAGAGUUGAAAACUCUUCAACAACUUAACUUGAGGAAUAAUAGUUUUCACACAGUAUUGGACGGCAGAAAAUUACCGGAAUCAGUAAUUUAUUUGGACUUGUCAGUGAAUAAGAUCAAUUCAUUUGGAACUUAUCCCUUUGUUAAUUCUAGAAAGCUCCAGGUUUUAGAUCUUCACCGAAACCUACUGAGUUACAACAGAACGGUAUUCAAACAACAUGUCUUCAAUAAUCUUCAAAGUUUGACCAAGCUGAACAUCGGUCAGAAUGGAUAUGACACAACUGAACCCGUCUAUCCCGAUGAAGUUUUUCAACACUUAAAAUCUCUCCAUACCUUAGUUAUUGAUGGAUUCUCGACCACAUCAUUCGGAAAAGUAUUUUCAAACAUGAAAAAUCUGCAGGUAUUAUCUAUAAAUAAUCUAAUGCUGCCAAAUCUUGGAAUUGAAACAAUAACGGAAAACUAUUUUGAAAAUUUAUCUCAAAUAACGGCUUUAGACAUUUCAUUACAUCGAUACAUUCAGAUUAACACAUCAGGAAGCGAAGUACACUUGAAAAGCAUUGAAUCAGGAGCAAUAGCUAAAUUAACAAAUCUUAGGAGUUUAGAUAUAUCAUUCAAUUCAAUGUUAGGAUUUUGUGGUUUGCGUAAUAUAACACAAGAUUUACCGAAAACAGAUAUUAAAGUCUUGAAGGCAAAUCAAAUUUAUUGUCCAUACGGAUUCAGUACUAUUCUUUUUGUUGAUGACAUAAAACCUCUUAAAGACACAAAUCUAACGAAAUUGUAUUUAGACGGGAACAGACUUGAGAUGACAGAGGAUCUAGCCCCGACUUACUUACCCAAAACAUUAAGGGUACUGAGUCUUAUGGGCAACCGGUUACGGUUAGAAAAAUAUAAAAUAGACGGAAUUUUCACAUUAACUGGUAUUCAUUCCUUAUUUCUAAGUUUUCAAGACCAAACCCAGUCACAAAGGGUGCACUCUGGAUGGUUCGUUUGUAACGAUUUCAUAGAUACACUUAAUUGUUUGUCAGACCGAAAAUCUUGGAUGUUACAAAAACAAAAUGGAGGCGUAUCUGCAAAACAACGCCAGGAAUCUUAUGAAUCCGACGAAUUUGGUUUGAUAGCUGAAACAUAUUCCUCGGAUUAUGUAAAAUAUGUAGAUUCUAAGAAUUUUCCAAAGAUUCGAUAUAUCCAGUCGUAUCCACAUAUAACAGCUGCAGAUAUCAAACCAUACCAACCACUUGCAACUAUAGAUAAUCCACCUCCCGACUGUACAUUCGAUCCCCUAAUCUCCUUUGUCAACGCAAUUCCACCAAAUACAAAACAGAUAUUUUAUGAAAGUUCUAACCUCGGGGACAUAAUCAUUCCUUUCUGGAUGAGCAAUGAUAUUUUAGAAAAUAUUUCUUUACGUGGAAAUAAUUUUCAGAAUUUUCAGGGACCAGUUUGUAAUGUUACAAACGUUAAGAUUUUAGAUUUGUCUGAAAACAAGUGUUUAAACAUCUUCGCACAUUUUUUCAUUGGAUUCAUUAAUCUAGAAAAACUAUUUCUACAGGGAAAUUUACUUGGAGAUGCCAUGAAAACAUUUGAACAUGGGGAAUUAUUUGAAAAGAAGUUGAAACUUAAAAUGUUGAAUAUAUCUUCAAAUCGGAUAACUACAUUACCAAACAACUUUUUCGCUCAUGUUCCAAAUAUUAAAACUAUUGAUAUCAGUCAUAAUCUUCUCACUGACUGGAAUGUUACGAUUUCUCAUCUAUGGAAGCUUAAUAUUAUAGACUUGUCCUACAACCAGAUCACUUUUCUAUCAGAUAAGGCUAUGAAAAAGCUUGACAAAUCUACGUCACAGCAUAUGAACAUAAACAUGAUGCAUAAUCCCUUUGAAUGCUCUUGUGACUCUCUUUCUUUUCUUCUCUGGUAUAAGAAAAAUCGUAAACGAAUGGGAUCGUAUUCGAUUAUCACCUGCAAGAAUAGUAAACGAGAACUGAUAUAUGUCGAAGAUGUACUGUUAAUCUUACAGAAACAGUGUAAUUCUAAAGUUGGAUUACUUAUAGGAGCUGGUUUAUUUUUAUUUGUAUCACUUGGAUCGAUUUUCGGAGCUAUUGCUUAUAGAUAUAGAAUUAGGCUAAGGUAUUCGUUUCAUAUGUUUAAAAGACAAUAUUUUGGAGGUUACGAACCACUCCAUGUCAACCAGAAUUAUGCAUUUGAUGCAUUCAUCUCAUAUGCCGACCAUGAUCGACAGUUUGUAAUAAAUCGUUUGAUAGAACUAGAACAGAAAAAGGGAAAGAGGUUAUGUAUUCAUCAUCGCGAUUUUAUACCAGGGAAUGAAAUUGCCGAAAAUAUAAUAAAUGGUAUUCACCAUAGCAAAAAGACCAUUUGUGUAAUAACACGUGAAUUUCUGAGGUCUACUUGGUGUAAUUAUGAAUUUAACAUCGCUCGUACGGAGGGAAUUUGCUCACGUGAGAGGGAAAACAUUAUAAUUGUUAUAUUAAUGGAAGAUAUUCCAUUCAAAGAAAUACCCAUCCGGAUAAUGGAAGUGAUAAUACAAGAAACCUAUUUGAGUUUUGCAGAAUGUCUCAAUGAUGAUGAUACAUUUUUGGACUUGCUUGCGACGGCAAUUGAAAACUAAACCUAUAGUAAGGGUAGUAAAAGUAUAUCCGGUUUAAGAAAGGAUUCAAACAUUAAACUGAUUUAAAAACCAUCUUGUAGUAUUGGAAGAGAUAUUAAGUGUUAUAAUAUGGAUAGUAGUACUAAUUUGAUAUGGACGACAUAUAUCGAUGUAACAAAUAUCAUUAAUGCCCCUUAAAUUCGUAAAAUAACUAUGUAAAAUAUAGAUUGCGUUUGAAGAGUGAUGCUAAUCAGAACUUGUCACUUUUUAUCAAUAGUUCGAAUUCGAAUGAAUUAAAAAGAAACUAAUCUUAUAAAUGUACACGACCGAAAACACGUAUCAUAUUCAUGAUAACCUAAAAAAAGAGCACAACAUUGUUAAAUCUGCAAACUUGCGGAAGCAGCUCUUUGUUCUUUCCUUGUUUGGAUUCGAACUGAUGAUAUUGAGGAAUCGAGACAACCAAAAUGGCCUGCAUUUUGUGCAGCGCUUUAAAUCACUCGGCCACAUAGCCUAUACAUAAAAAAAUGUACUAUUUUUUAUUAUCAUAGAUUUCACGUAUUUUUUUUAGCAAUAAGUUAAAAUCUACAUGAUAAUUGUCAUACACAUUUCCAAGUAAUGUGAUGAUAUUUCAACGCAUUAAUAUUUAUUGAUAAAAGUAUUGCGCAUUAUAUAUGAGGGCUUUUAAUGCUUAUCAUUAUGUCACGCUUGAAAAUGCAGACGAAAGGAAACAACACCAAUCAUAAAACUAAACAUAAAAAGAUCUUAUUUUUAAAUCUAUAUAUCUCGUUCAACUAACCAAGAAAAUGCUGUGGUUUCCCAUUGCUGUAUUAUAUCAUUACUAUUGUAAUCAGUACUUCAAGGUUAACAUUUAAAAUACGUAUUUGCGAAAGUAUAAAAUAUAGUUCACAAAGAAAAUAAAGAUCUGAUUUACCAUUUGGUUUUUAAAAUAAGAUAUUUAUACAUAACAAGCAUACCUAAUUUUUGUCGAGCGUGAGACUUUUGUCACAGAAAGCUCGACAUAUGGAUAGUGAUCCUUCGUCGGCGGUGUGACGCGUUGGAUAACUUUUUAAAAGCUUUAUAUUUUAGGAGGUGGAAGAGCUGUACGUUUUAUAAUUUGUAUAUAAUAGAUGCCUUAUGUUACGACGUUUCCGUCUGACCAUUAUCCUAGACCUCAUUUUUAUGGUUCAGUGACUACUUGAAACAAAAGUUAAAAGAUUUUUUGUAAUGUUAAAUUUCUCUUAAGAGUUAUAGGAUACCUAUAGUUGGUAUGUGCGUACCUUGCAAGGUCCCCAUGCCAUUCAGACAGUUUUCACUUGAUCUCGACCUCAUUUCAUGGAUCAGUUAACAAGGUUAAUGUUUGGUGUUCAAGUCCAUAUCUCGGAUACUACAUAAUUAGGUUUAGUAUAUUUGGUAUAUGUAAGGACUGUAUAAGGUAUGCCUGGUAUGGUUCAUCUGACCUUGCUCUACCUUUUCUGGUUCAUUGGUUAAUGUUUAGUUUUCUUGGUUAAGUCUGUUUCAUCGAAACUAUAAGUAAUAGGUCAACUAUAUUUAGUGUAUUGAAUGAUUGUAAGGUGUACAUAUACUUAUCCAUCGGUUUAUAUGACAUUGACCUAAUUUUUUUGGAUCAUGUUAAGUUUAUGCGAUAGUUGUAGUAAAGCUUUCUAUCUAGGACUAUCAACAAAAUAUCAAUGGUAAUAAAAAAAGAUAUUUCAGAGUGUGCGUUCUUGUUUAUGUAAAAUGUAGAAAAUUUACACGGAAUAUUAAUGUAGAUAUUGUU
Molecule: messenger RNA, 4695 nt
Organism: Mytilus trossulus (common blue mussel)
Lineage: Eukaryota; Metazoa; Mollusca; Bivalvia; Mytilida; Mytilidae
Product: toll-like receptor 4
Exons: 1
Coding region: 27-2939 (970 amino acids)
Biological process (GO): inflammatory response; toll-like receptor signaling pathway; immune response
Cellular component (GO): plasma membrane
Molecular function (GO): protein binding; transmembrane signaling receptor activity
Source: RefSeq, a predicted model, not a curated record